Molecule: messenger RNA, 1974 nt
Organism: Misgurnus anguillicaudatus (oriental weatherfish)
Lineage: Eukaryota; Metazoa; Chordata; Actinopteri; Cypriniformes; Cobitidae
Gene: gdf6b
Product: growth differentiation factor 6b
Biological process (GO): BMP signaling pathway
Cellular component (GO): extracellular region
Molecular function (GO): cytokine activity; growth factor activity
Source: RefSeq, a predicted model, not a curated record
UGAGUGAGAGCUUAUAAUGUCCUGCGUGUACAUAAGCGCGCGUCUGUUCUUCAGGGUGAGCUGAAUUCAGUCUGCGCGCUCCUCACAUCACGCACCUCUACACGCAUGUGAGCGCUCGAUCUUUUCCUCUCGUGCACUGACAAGAUGCGUGCUCGCGGAGUGUCUUUGUUAUUUCUGACCUUUAGCUUUCUUUUGCAUUUUCUGUGCGUACAUACAAUGUCACCUCUGUUUCCAGCAGCAUCCAAAGUUGCCAAGUCUGAUGGUCAGAGAAGAUCAAAAUACAGCAGAAGUGUAUUGUCAGCAUCACCGUUUUUUGGAAACGUACAACCACGGCGGACGAACAGAGAUUCAGUUGAACCUCACGACUACAUGAUCUCCAUCUAUAAAACUUUCUCUGCGGCUGAGAAACUGGGACUCAAUGCGAGUUUUUUUCGCUCAUCAAAAGCGGCCAACACUAUAACGAGUUUUGUGGACGAGGGUCAAGACGACCUCUUGAACUCUCCACUGUGGAGACAGAAGUACUUGUUUGAUGUAUCAACGCUUUCUGAAAACGUUGAGCUUCUGGGUGCUGAACUGAGGAUAUACACAAAGAUCUCUGGACAUUUCCGAGCGUCCGAGACGGGACCGGUUGAGAUACAGCUUCUCUCCUGUCAGACGGGGGAAGUCCUUGAUUCCAAAACUUUGGAUCUGGAGAACGCACAUAAACCAAAAUGGGAGGUAUUUGAUAUAUGGGAGAUUUUUAAGGAACGUCAUCAGCACUUUGAGGGGAGUCGCUUUUGUUUGGAGCUCAAGGCUACGCUAGACAGUCCUGAGAGAGAAAUAGACUUGCAAUAUCUUGGCUUUCACAGGUACGGUCGUCCUCAAUUAAAAAAAGCCAUACUGGUCGUUUUCACCAGGUCAAAAAAGAGACAGAGCCUUUUUUAUGAAAAGAGGGGUCCUCUGGAAACUGAAAAAGGACCUCAUUCAAAGAACAGGCGGAGGAGAAGGACCACGUUACCUAACCGGCACGGUAAAAGGCACGGUAAAAAGUCCAAAUCUAGGUGCAGCAAGAAGUCCCUGCAUGUAAAUUUCAGAGAGCUGGGUUGGGACGACUGGGUCAUCGCACCUUUAGAUUACGAAGCGUACCACUGCGAGGGCAUGUGUGACUUUCCCCUCCGCUCGCACCUGGAGCCGACCAAUCACGCCAUCAUUCAAACUCUGAUGAACUCUAUGAACCCCAGCAACAUGCCGCCUAGUUGCUGUGUCCCUUCAAAACUCAGUCCAAUCAGUAUCUUGUACAUCGAUUCAGGUAAUAACGUCGUAUACAAGCAGUAUGAGGACAUGGUGGUGGAGUCCUGUGGCUGCAGGUGAUUGUGCAACAGACUCUAUAGUUCAUUCAUUAGACUGUUGUUGGUAUUAAUGAUGUCAGACGUGUGUAACUCAAGAGCAUGAGAAGCUGCAAUAUCUUUUUGUAUUGAUGUUUUGGAUCUGUAUUUUUCAAAAUCAGAAAACUACUGGAAAAUUAAAGGGACAUUUCACUUUUUUGGAAAAUAUGCUCAUUUUCCAGCUCCCCUAGAGAUAAACAUUUGAUUCUUACAGUUUUGGAAUCGAUUCAGCUGAUCUCCGGGUCUGGUGCUACCACUUUUAGCAUAGCUUAGCACAAUCCAUUGAAUCUGAUUAGACCAUUAGCAUCACGCUAAAAAUAACCAAAGAGUUUUGAUAUUUUUCCUAUUAAAAACUUAACUCUUCUGUAGUUACAUUGUGUAAUAAGACCGACGGAAAAUUAAAAGUUGUGAUUUUCUAAACAGAUAUGGCUAGGAACUAUACUCUCAUUCUGGCAUAAUAAUCAAGGACUUUGCUGAUGUAACAUGGCUGCAGCAGGCGUAGUGAUAUUACGCACUGACCGAAAAUAGUCCCCUUGGUUACUUUUAAUAGCAGGGGACUAUUUUCGGUCAGUGCGUAAUAUUACUUGUAAUAUCGAAACUCUUUGGUUAU